UUCCGAAGCGAUCAGUAAAUAAAAUAAUAAUAAUGAAACAAAACGCGCUUUAAUGGAUUCAUGAUCUAACGAUAAUAAUAAUCAAUACAUUUAUAAAUGCGAGGUGUUGCGACAGCUGGAUUAAGAAUGUCCUGUGAUAUGUGUUCAUUAAAUGGACAUUUGUUCUGCUGUAAUUCGACAUUCUAAACGCUUUGAAAUGAAAAACUAAAUUCAGUGUAAAUGUGUAUAAAUGAGACGCGUCAGACUGAAUCAGCGAUGGAGCGCCGGAAUCACCUUAUACACAGAGAUUACAGAAUCAUCAAGAAGAUCGGAGAAGGAACGUUCUCUGUGGUGAUGAAGGUCCAGAGCUUGAAGGACAGUAAACAUUACGCCUGUAAAACCAUGAAACAGACCAUCAAGAGUGUGGAUCAGGCUCAUAAUCUGAGAGAAGUUCAAGCCAUGAAGAGGUUGAGUCCACAUCCAAACAUCCUGCUGCUUCAUGAACUCAUUUACGACCGUGACACUGGAACUCUGUCAUUGAUCUGUGAACUCAUGGAGAUGAACAUCUACGAGUUCAUUAAAGGGCGGCAGAACCCGUUACCGGAGAGUAAAGUCAAACACUACAUGUAUCAGCUGUGCCGGUCUCUGGAUCACAUGCACAGUAAUGGAAUAUUCCACAGAGACGUGAAGCCUGAGAAUAUCUUGAUCAAAGAUGACGUGUUGAAGCUGGCAGACUUCGGUUCCUGCAGGAGCAUCUACUCCAAACCUCCACACACCGAAUACAUCUCCACACGCUGGUACCUGCCCGAGUGUUUGCUGACAGACGGCCAUUACUCUCAGAAGAUGGACAUGUGGAGUGCUGGAUGUGUCUUCUUUGAGAUCUUCAGUUUGACUCCUCUGUUUCCUGGACGGAACGAGUUGGACCAGGUCAACAAAAUCCACGAUGUUCUCGGCGCUCCAGACGGUGCACUGCUGCAGAAGUUCAAACGGUCUUGUACCACACACUUUGAUUUCCCUCCUCGUAAAGGCUGCGGGAUUUCUCCGCUCAUUCCUCAUUGCUCUGCAGUCAGUCUGUCUCUGCUGCACCAGAUGUUGACCUAUGACCCCGACGAACGCAUCAGCGCGCGCACGGCACUGCAACACUCCUGCUUCAGAGAACUGCGGAUGGCCGAGAGAAAAGCAGUGAGUCUGCGUAAGGUGAUCGGGACGGUAGAGGGAGAAUCGAGCAGGACGCCCGCAUCUGUGGAUCAGCUGUUGCGAAUGGGACGACAUGGCAGAAGACAGCAUCUCAAACUCACAGGCGACCCUCUCAGCAGACGCCAUCAUUACCCUUUAGAGCUCCCGAAACUCAACGUUGUGGUCCCGACUCCAAAAACCCUCCAUCCAGUGUCCACCUUCCCAACUCGGAGCAUUUCACACCGCGGCUCUCUUCCUGCCAUCUCCAAAAAGUGCCACUCGCGUGUGACUAAACCCAAAGAAGAGACGCAUCGACUGAAGAGUUACUGCUUGCCGCCGCUACAGCACAAUCAAGAGCGUUACUGAACACAACCGAUGAUGAAGUAUUAUUGCCACUUAAGGCCUUCGACCUACAGUUUUCUAUUUGCUCACUUCAAUUAAAAAGGUUUAUUUUGUUCCUGCACUUUUUAUGUCAUGUAAUAUUAAUCCUUGAGCGCGCACACACACACACACACACACACACACACACACACACACACGCUGUUUCAGACCAAUAAAACUCAUAUUUAUAUGGGUUAGUGGCAGAUCAAUGCAAACUAUUAUUACAUCCCCAUACAGAUAUUGAUUACAUCAUUGCACUUGUUUUGUUUCAGAAACUAAUUAGAAAGAAAUGUAAAUAAAGCAGCAGACAUUAUAAGUUGAAUUCAGAAAACUGAAUCCCUCUUAACAACUCUGAUUAAUCCGCGCAGCUCCGACACGUGUCGUUCGUUUCCGUCAACGGCACGUGUCGUUUGUGCCAAUCAUUUCUGUCAAUGACACAUGCCAAUCGUUUAUGUCAGCGACACGUGUCGUUUGUGCCAAUCAUUUCUGUCAAUGACACAUGCCAAUCGUUUCUGUCAGCGACACGUGUCGUUUGUGCCAAUCGUUUCUGUCAGCGACACGUGUCGUUUGUGCCAAUCGUUUCUGUCAGCGACACGUGUCG
Molecule: messenger RNA, 2137 nt
Organism: Xyrauchen texanus (razorback sucker)
Lineage: Eukaryota; Metazoa; Chordata; Actinopteri; Cypriniformes; Catostomidae
Product: MAPK/MAK/MRK overlapping kinase-like
Biological process (GO): protein phosphorylation; intracellular signal transduction
Cellular component (GO): cytoplasm; nucleus
Molecular function (GO): protein serine/threonine kinase activity; ATP binding
Source: RefSeq, a predicted model, not a curated record